Messenger RNA from Astyanax mexicanus (Mexican tetra), 1721 nucleotides. Its product is annotated as tubulin alpha-1A chain. The transcript has 4 exons. Gene Ontology annotation, molecular function: GTP binding; structural constituent of cytoskeleton. Gene Ontology annotation, cellular component: cytoplasm; microtubule. NCBI's taxonomy places the organism in Eukaryota, Metazoa, Chordata, Actinopteri, Characiformes, Acestrorhamphidae. The record is from RefSeq and is a predicted model, not a curated record. Gene Ontology annotation, biological process: mitotic cell cycle; microtubule cytoskeleton organization. The coding region runs from base 108 to 1463 and encodes 451 amino acids.
CCUGCGCGCAUGCUCAGUAAGAGCGCCGCCUCUUUACUCUGCUUCCCCCGUUGUCUGGACCGCGUCCAUCUCUCCAGCGUCAGCAUCAUCUCCAGAAACAGGGCAAAAUGCGUGAGUGUAUCUCCAUCCAUGUUGGACAGGCUGGCGUCCAGAUUGGCAAUGCCUGCUGGGAGCUGUACUGCCUUGAGCAUGGCAUUCAGCCGGAUGGUCAGAUGCCCAGUGACAAGACCAUCGGUGGCGGGGACGACUCCUUCAACACCUUUUUCAGCGAGACAGGAGCUGGCAAGCACGUCCCCAGAGCAGUGUUUGUAGAUCUGGAGCCCACUGUGAUUGACGAGGUUCGCACCGGCACUUACCGCCAGCUGUUCCACCCUGAGCAGCUCAUCACUGGAAAAGAAGAUGCUGCCAACAACUACGCUCGUGGCCAUUACACCAUUGGCAAGGAAAUCAUCGACCUGGUUCUCGACAGGAUCCGCAAACUGGCUGACCAGUGCACUGGUCUCCAGGGCUUCCUGGUGUUCCACAGUUUUGGAGGUGGUACCGGCUCUGGUUUCACCUCCUUGCUGAUGGAGCGCCUCUCCGUGGACUACGGCAAGAAGUCCAAACUGGAGUUCUCCAUCUACCCAGCUCCUCAGGUGUCCACCGCUGUGGUGGAGCCCUACAACUCCAUCCUGACCACCCACACCACCCUCGAGCACUCCGACUGUGCUUUCAUGGUGGACAAUGAGGCCAUCUACGACAUCUGCCGUAGGAACCUCGAUAUCGAGCGUCCUACCUACACCAACCUCAAUAGGCUUAUCGGUCAAAUCGUGUCCUCCAUCACAGCCUCUCUCCGAUUCGAUGGUGCCCUCAAUGUUGAUCUGACUGAGUUCCAGACCAACUUGGUGCCCUACCCUCGUAUCCACUUCCCUCUGGCCACCUAUGCCCCAGUCAUCUCUGCUGAGAAGGCUUACCACGAGCAGCUCUCAGUGGCAGAGAUCACCAAUGCUUGCUUUGAGCCUGCAAAUCAGAUGGUGAAAUGUGACCCACGUCACGGCAAGUACAUGGCCUGCUGCCUGCUGUACCGUGGUGACGUCGUACCCAAAGACGUCAACGCCGCCAUUGCCACCAUCAAGACCAAGCGUUCCAUCCAAUUCGUGGACUGGUGCCCAACUGGUUUCAAGGUUGGUAUCAACUACCAGCCCCCCACUGUGGUCCCUGGCGGUGACCUGGCCAAAGUCCAAAGAGCCGUGUGCAUGCUUAGCAACACCACAGCUAUCGCAGAGGCCUGGGCCAGGCUCGACCACAAGUUCGACCUGAUGUACGCCAAGCGUGCCUUUGUGCACUGGUACGUAGGAGAGGGUAUGGAGGAGGGAGAGUUCUCUGAGGCCAGAGAGGAUAUGGCGGCUCUGGAGAAGGAUUAUGAGGAGGUUGGCGUUGAUUCCGUAGAAGGCGAGGGAGAGGAGGAGGGAGAGGAGUACUAAACGUCCUAAAAUUGUUCCUGUAUGUCUCUCCACAUUGUGUUAGAAAGAACCGAGUAGGGCCUAUUCUUGGGACUGACUGCUGCUGCCAUUGUCACAGCAUGGUGGACAGCAUAUCAGGCAUGAACAGUUCUGGUGGUUUAGGUUCAGUGUAGUCCAAAACUCCUUAAGCAGUAUGUCUAUGAAAGUCAUUGUUAUUUCUCUGGCAUUGUGUAAUCUGUUAUUUGCUGUCAAAACCUGAAUAAAACCAUUCCUAAUAAA